AAUAUAUGUACCAUUGUUUGCUCAGGCGUUGACAUCGUUAGGAACAAAAACAAAAACAAUGGCUGAGAUAGAUGACGACAUUCGUCUUUAUACUGGCGGUGUUAAUGCAUCACCCAUUGUAUCUACCGAUCAUUCUGAGCUUGACCAAUACGAAGAAGGCAUCGUAAUAUCUUCACAUUGUCUUGAUCGAAACAUAGAUAAAAUGUAUGAUAUUAUGCAGCAACUUUUAAGAGAAACUAAUUUUGAUAAUAUUGAAAAAUUGCGUACUAUUAUUUAUGGUAAUGCAACCAACAUGAUGAAUUCCGUUGUGGAAUCUGGACAUGUGUACGCGAAAACGUUUGCGGCUUCACGAAUUACUCCAGCUAUGAGUAUUUCGGAAAUUUAUGGUGGAAUGACACAAGUUUAUUUUAUGAAUAAAUUAGCGGUAACUGAAGAUUUUCAAAGUGUUAUUGACAAAUUGAAG
This is a messenger RNA of Racocetra persica, 463 nucleotides long. The record is from the annotation of a GenBank genome assembly. NCBI's taxonomy places the organism in Eukaryota, Fungi, Glomeromycota, Glomeromycetes, Diversisporales, Gigasporaceae.